This is a messenger RNA of Diatraea saccharalis (sugarcane borer), 1107 nucleotides long. The record is from the annotation of a GenBank genome assembly. Lineage: Eukaryota; Metazoa; Arthropoda; Insecta; Lepidoptera; Crambidae.
AUGACGAGAUGUCUGCGGAUAUUCAGUGCGUAUUCAUUCAGGCUGAGCAGAAAACAUUCAACUUUGCUCCUUAUUGCCUUCUUCAUAGUGACUGUAAUGGUGAUACUCCAGCUCUAUUCGUACAAGCACCCCGGGCACCGUCAUACAAGGCUGCAUUUCGGUGAUUUUGACUACAGACCAGGCGCUUUCCUGAAAGGCAAGCAGCCUAAUGAAAAUAACACUUAUUGCGAGUUUCGUUACGGUCUACCUGAGACACUGAAAUGGGGAAGCUUCCAUGUACAAUCCACUCCUGAACUUGGUAACUCGAGUCCCUACAAUGUCAUCUACAAUGCUGUAACAGGAACAGCCUUCGCAAAUCAUAGUAAAUUUGACGCUGUGACCUAUGCCACGCAGUCGACACCAGAAUUUAUGUUCCAUGUUGUUGAAAUCGCGAAACAUUGGGAUGGACCUAUAAGUCUAUCCGUUUUUGUUCCAGACUAUGAUUUAGAUUUAACAAUACAAAUAAUGAGUCAGCUAUGUCACUGCUAUUCUGGAAUGUCAAAAGUGUCACUGCAUCUGUUUUAUCCAAAGAAACACCCGCCAAAGAUAAGGACGUUAGAAGAAAUGAUGGUAACGACGACGAUUGCAACAGUUCCCACAAUGAACGGUACUGUAGAAGAAAUGUUGAAAGCAAAAGUUGAGAAAUACAGGAAAUUGAAUAAUGAAACGAGAGCGAAAUAUAUACAGUGGGUGCGAAAGAAUAAGAUAGCUAGGAUGAUGGUGCGUAUACCUUUGAAACGGAAUUCGGUACAAAAUUUGAAAUUCAUCGAUUGCUCCGGCAUGGAGACGUCGAGUAUAGAUACGUUUAGAAAGGAGCACAAUAUGAUUUACCCGAUAAACGUCGGGAGGAACGUUGCCCGGAAUGCUUCGAGAACGAACUACUUUAUUGUUUCUGAUAUAGAAAUGGUGCCGAGCGGUGGCUUAGCGCCUAAAUUCCUCACAAUGGUGAGGAAACUUAUGGGCGAUAAGAAACGCGACGAAGGCUGUAUAUUCGCUAAGACGGUCUUUGUAGUGCCCUUAUUCGAAGUGGAGAGAGGGGAGGAAAUCCCCCACGACAAAGACACGUAA